This is a messenger RNA of Closterium sp. Naga37s-1, 1518 nucleotides long. The record is from the annotation of a GenBank genome assembly. NCBI's taxonomy places the organism in Eukaryota, Viridiplantae, Streptophyta, Zygnematophyceae, Desmidiales, Closteriaceae.
AUGCAGCUCCUGCUAGCACCCUGCCAUUCCCUGCCAUCCCCUCGCUGCCCUGCCCCCACCCUCCAUGUGCCCGUGUCCUUGCCCCUGUCGUGUCCUUUCUCCUCUCACCCCACAACUCACCAACCCACCUUGCAGCUGGACAGCGGGGUCAUCGACCAGCUCGUCCUGGGAGACCCCGACGCGCCCCGCUUCGUCUUCUGGGAGGGGUGCCUGCGCCCCGUGCGUGCGUCUCACCCCGUGCCGUGUCCUUUCCCCCCCAACCCACGCCAGCUGGACAGCGGGGUCAUCGACCAGCUGGUUCUCGGAGACCCCGACGCGCCCCGCUUCGUCUUCUGGGAGGGCCGUCUGCGCCCCGUGCCGGCCGGCCUGCUGGACCUGCCCGUGUUCGACCUCAUGUCCAUCAUCGGCAAGAUCCGUGCCGGCCUUGGUGCUUUCGGUCUCCGCCCCGGCGCUCCCGAGGGCAAGGAGGAGAGUGUGGAGGAGUUCGUCCGGCGCAAUCUGGGAGCAGAGGUGUUCGAGCGCCUCAUUGAGCCCUUCUGCUCCGGUGUGUACGCGGGAGACCCAUCAAAGCUCAGCAUGAAGGCUGCGUUCGGCAAGGUGUGGCGCCUGGAGCAGCUGGGAGGGUCCAUCUUUGGCGGCUCUAUGAAGCUGAUCAAGGAGAAGCAAGCCAACCCGCCGCCCCCUCGUGACCUGCGCCUGCCGAAGCCCAAGGGGCAGACAGUGGGGUCGUUCCAAAAGGGACUCAUCACCCUCCCCACCGGCAUUGCCAACAAGCUCGGCGACAGAGUGAGGCUCGGGUGGAAGCUGACAGCCACAGAGAAGCGGCCAGGUGGCAGCGGCUUCCUGCUGUCCUAUGACACUCCCGAGGGCGCCAAGCAGCUCUCAGCGCGCUCGCUGCUGCUCACCGUGCCCUCCUACGUCGCUGCUGACCUGCUCAAGCCUUACUCGGCAGCAGCAGCAGCCGCCCUCUCGUCCUUCUACUACCCACCGGUGGCAGCAGUGACCAUCUCGUACCCCAAAGAGGCCAUUCGAGAGGACAGGCUGGUGGGCGGGGAGCUCAAGGGCUUUGGGCAGCUGCACCCGCGCACCCAGGGGAUCGUCACUCUGGGCACCAUCUACAGUUCCGUGCUCUUUCCCAACCGGGCCCCAGAUGGCCGUGUGCUGCUGCUGUGCUACAUUGGCGGCGCGUGCAACACCAAGAUCGCCACCAUGAGCGAGGAGGAUAUCGUGAAGCAGGUGGACAUCGAUGUGCGCAAGAUGCUCAUCAAGCCCGAUGGAGCAGCGCCCCAAACGCACGGCGUGCGCGUGUGGCCGCGUGCCAUCCCCCAGUUCAACGUGGGCCAUCUGGACAACCUCGCCAAGGCACGCGCGGAGAUUAAGGCGGCGGGGCUCGAGGGCGUGUUCCUGGGAGGGAAUUACGUGGCGGGGGUCGCGCUGGGUCGGUGCGUGGAGGGUGGGUAUGAGCGCGCGGCGGAGGUGGUACAGUAUUUGAAGGAGAAUGUAGCUGUCAGCAAAUGA